AUGGUAAAUCAACUCAUUACCAACCUUGCCCUUUCUUUCUUAUGUGGUGCUGCCAACUCUGUUCUCAUCAAUUUCCUUAGUUGGGUGUUUAUUUAUAGGAAAGAGAAUGUUCAAAGGCUCAAAAAAUUACAUUCUCAAAAAACUGAGCAGUUAAACGAAUUAAAGGCAGAAUCAAAUGAUGAUGAAGAAACAGAGAAGAAGAAUGCAAAGCGUAUUAAGAAAUUGGAAAUAGAAAUUGGUAAAAUAUCACAAGAUAUCAGCCAAGCAGUCAUGCUUCCAAAAAUGGUUCUCGGCAUUCUUCCAUGGCUCAUUCCAUUUAUGCUCAAAGAUUACUUCAAGAACAAAGUUUGCCUCAAACUUCCUUUUGAAGUUACAUCUUCUCUCAAAUUCUUGACACAUAGAGAUCUUGAGACUGAAGACUUAUCAGAUGCCUCAUUCUUCUUUGUUUUCAUGCUUACUAACACAUGGCUCAAAGAAGCUAUCACAAAAGCCCUUGAUUUUUAUCUUCCAGAACAGUCUAUGUUUGAUAUGUUCAAAGGUCUUCCAAAUGCAUAA
Molecule: messenger RNA, 555 nt
Organism: Trichomonas vaginalis G3
Lineage: Eukaryota; Parabasalia; Trichomonadida; Trichomonadidae
Product: endoplasmic reticulum calcium ion homeostasis
Exons: 1
Coding region: 1-555 (184 amino acids)
Biological process (GO): endoplasmic reticulum calcium ion homeostasis
Cellular component (GO): endoplasmic reticulum membrane; cytoplasm
Molecular function (GO): calcium channel activity
Source: RefSeq, a predicted model, not a curated record